AUUUUGCAUUCAGUGAAAGAAAAAACACCAUAAACCUGUCAGAGGUGAAGUUGGCCAGCAUUUCGCAGUGUUUAUAGUUCCCUUAAUAUUGGUCACUGUAAAUAAGGACGGCCACUGUUGUAAUAUCACACACAUAAACACAAUCCGUGAAGCGUCUCCAUCACGUCCUUUUUUUUUGGCGCGCCGUUGAAAAACAAACUAUAGAAUUCAGUAAAGCUCGCAAAAUAAUGGACUCAACAUCGAACAAUGCGUCCCGGAAUCAGAGCCAGCGCAAAUCAAAUCAAAAUAUUCAGGUCUAUGUAAGAGUUAGGCCUCUAAAUGCACGCGAAAGAUGCAUACGCUCGGCUGAAGUUGUGGACGUGGUGGCACCUCGUGAAAUUGUCACACGCCAUACGCUCGACUCAAAGCUGACCAAGAAAUUUACUUUUGAUCGCAGUUUUGGGCAAGAGUCUCGCCAAUGUGAAGUGUACUCUACAGUCGUGGCUCCGCUCAUCGAAGAAGUGCUGGCCGGAUAUAAUUGCACGGUGUUUGCCUAUGGACAGACUGGCACCGGUAAAACGCACACUAUGGUGGGCAAUGAGUGCGUCGAGCUAAAAUCAUCCUGGGAGGACGAUUCGGAAAUUGGCAUUAUACCGCGCGCUCUCAGCCAUUUAUUCGACGAGCUGCGUAUGAUGGAGGUCGAGUAUACAAUGCGCAUCUCCUACCUCGAACUUUAUAACGAGGAAUUGUGCGAUCUGCUUUCGACGGACGACACCACCAAGAUACGUAUCUUUGAUGAUAGCACAAAAAAAGGUUCGGUAAUAAUACAGGGCCUGGAAGAGAUACCUGUGCAUAGCAAGGACGAUGUGUACAAGUUGCUGGAGAAGGGCAAGGAGCGCCGUAAAACAGCCACCACGUUGAUGAAUGCUCAGUCUUCGCGCUCGCACACUGUUUUCUCGAUUGUGGUGCACAUCCGCGAGAAUGGCAUUGAAGGCGAGGAUAUGCUCAAGAUUGGCAAGCUGAAUCUUGUAGAUUUGGCUGGCAGUGAAAACGUAUCCAAGGCCGGCAAUGAGAAGGGAAUACGUGUGCGGGAGACGGUGAACAUUAAUCAGAGUUUGUUAACUCUCGGGCGUGUGAUCACCGCCCUGGUGGAUCGUGCUCCACAUGUACCUUAUCGCGAAUCCAAGCUGACGCGUCUUCUUCAGGAGUCGCUGGGCGGUCGAACGAAGACAUCGAUUAUAGCUACUAUCUCACCAGGCCACAAGGAUAUCGAGGAGACGCUGAGCACGCUUGAGUAUGCGCAUCGCGCCAAAAAUAUACAAAACAAGCCAGAAGUCAAUCAAAAACUCACCAAGAAGACUGUACUAAAGGAGUAUACCGAGGAGAUCGACAAACUGAAACGUGACCUAAUGGCGGCACGCGAUAAAAAUGGCAUAUAUCUGGCCGAGGAAACCUAUUGUGAGAUGACUCUUAAGAUGGAGUCGCAGAAUCGCGAGCUCAACGAGAAAGUGCUGCUCAUUAAAGCACUCAGGGACGAGUUGCAAAACAAGGCAAAUAUAUUCAAUGAGAUUAGCUUAAAUCUGGUGAAGAAGACCGAAGAUCUUCAGCGCACCGAGAAAAACUUAAGCCAAACCAAGGGGUCAUUACAGCUGACCAAAAAGGUUCUUAACAAGACGAAGCGUCGCUACAAGGAGAAGAAAGUUUUGGUUGCUUCACACAUGAAAACUGAAACGGAGCUGUCAACACAGGCCAGCCAAAUACUGGAAGCUGCAGAUAUGGCCGCCAACGACACCCAGCAGCUGCACAAUACUAUUGAACGUCGACAGCUUGUGGAUGAGAAUAUUCGCAGCGCCUGUGAUCAGUUCACAGAGCGUAUGCUGGACAAGUUUGAUGUGUUGGAUUGCGAACUCAUCAAAUACCAGGAGCAACAAGCAGAUUCGACGAAAAUGCUGGGCGAUGAGCUUGACGCCUGCACAAUUGUGCACAAGCGUUUGUUGGCCGAUGCCACACAAAAUAUCGAGAAUAUACGCAGCAUAUGUAAUACUGCUUUCGAAGCGACUGGGCAGCAGCACGAUGAGUUCGUAAGCUUAAUCGCGAGCCAAGGCGAUGCUCAUUGCCAAGCAAUAGUGGCUCAGAUCCUGGAGCAUUUGAAAGCACGCGAGGAGCGAUUGCAGCAAACAAUUCUAGAUCAUCUGCACGAGCUGACGAGCAACAGCAAACAACAAAGAGUCGCAGUUGAAAACAUGCGUGACAGUUUUACGAAAGUAAUAGAGCGAAGUGCAAACUCGCUGGAUGAGCAUAUCCAGCGGAUGCAGCAGCAGCUGGCACAGUUGGCCACAAUGGGAGCACAGGAUGCUCGAGAGCUGCAGCAGAUGCAGGCCGAAGUGGCCAACGAACAGGCACUGGCCCAGCAGGAACAGUCUAUUGUAGAAGACUUUAUGCGCCAAAUGGAUCAAAUCAAAGAAUUGCGGCACAAGAACACUACAAGCCUGGGCAAACGCAUAGAGCAGCUUGAAAGCAGUAAUGCAGCGGCCUCAGCGCAGACUCAGCAAAAUAUUGCAACCAUAUGCGCUUUUGCAAAAUCCGAAGUUGAGCUUAAUCAACAAGCGACUGCCGAGUUCUCUCAACAUGCAGCUUCGGUCCAACUUUGCGUUGAUGAAGCCGAAAGCCAUCGUGGAGCGUUGCAUGAACAGGUGGAUCAAUUAAUAAAGGAUGGUACUGAACAAGCUGAGCAAAGCAAAUCACUUGCAAAGGCGCACAGUUUAAGCAUUCACGAAAAUUGUGCUGCUAGUAGCGAACAGGCGAAGCGCUUGCGUCUGGAUCAGCAGCAACAACUGCAGCUGGCAAGCGAACAGCUACAGCGCCCCAUCACUGAGGACAUACAGGCGGUGCGCAGCCAAACAGCAAUGGCUGCCGAAAUUGUUAGUGCGCUGAGAAAACAAUCUGUCAACUAUGCUUCGAUACAGAAAGAACAGACACUGGACUGCCGCAAGGAGUUGCUUAACUUCCAGCAGAGCGAGCUGAAAACUUAUGCGCCCACAGGCACUACACCAUCGAAGCGCAACUUCAUUUAUCCACGUACGUUAGCCGCUACAUCACCGCAUCAAGAGAUUGUGCGACGUUUCCGACAGGAGCAAGAUUGGUCGGACUUGGACACUACUGCCACUAUUGAUGAGUGCAGUGAAGGCGAGGAUGAGGCGUUGCAUUCGGUUCAGGAGCUAUCUGAAACGGAGACCAUCAUGAACUCAACGCCCAUCGAAGUGCCUGAUGGCGUCAAUAUGAAACGAGGCAGCAGCAGUUCCCGCAGCUCCAAUACGCUGAAACAACCACGUGCCCAGCAACGUAGCAGCUCGUUGUCCGGUUCUCUGACACCGUACAAGCAAUCGCCGGUCAAUUCGCCGGCCCGUGCUCGCGGAAACAAAGAGAAUGUCGCCUGAAGCACUAGCCGUCUUAAUGUUAGGCAUUAUUGAGCACCCCAAUCAUGGAUGCUCGUUAGAGCAGUCAGGUUUAUUUUACCUGAUUCCGUUCCUUCGUAUGUAAUAAAAUAUUUAAUAUUAUAAUUCGCACAUUUUCUUUAAACCGACGUCGCAUUUCUGUAUCACACAUUCGUUUCUUGUGUUAAUAAAUUUCUCUGUAUGUUUGUACGUAAUAUAAGAAAGCGUUGUUAACUUUAUUUAAGACGAG
Scaptodrosophila lebanonensis is the source of this 3663-nucleotide messenger RNA. It is a transcript of the gene Klp61F, whose product is annotated as kinesin-like protein Klp61F. NCBI's taxonomy places the organism in Eukaryota, Metazoa, Arthropoda, Insecta, Diptera, Drosophilidae. Bases 228 to 3416 code for a protein of 1062 amino acids. Gene Ontology annotation, molecular function: microtubule binding; plus-end-directed microtubule motor activity; ATP binding. The record is from RefSeq and is a predicted model, not a curated record. The transcript is spliced from 8 exons. Gene Ontology annotation, biological process: microtubule-based movement; mitotic spindle assembly. Gene Ontology annotation, cellular component: nucleus; spindle microtubule.